Messenger RNA from Ophidiomyces ophidiicola, 828 nucleotides. RefSeq lists its product as uncharacterized. The transcript is spliced from 3 exons. The record is from RefSeq and is a predicted model, not a curated record. NCBI's taxonomy places the organism in Eukaryota, Fungi, Ascomycota, Eurotiomycetes, Onygenales, Onygenaceae. The coding region runs from base 1 to 828 and encodes 275 amino acids.
AUGAUGGGACACUCAGAGCGCCAAAAUGAAUAUUUCAUCGAGAAAGAUGGAAUAAGUCGUGAGGUGAUCCAGGCAGAUAUCUGCCGCUACCUCGGAAAUGAUGCCCUCGUGAAACCUGGGGUCCACCAGGGACGCCAAGGAUAUUUCAUUCGCGCUUAUCGGAAUUUAACAUCCGAAAUGAUUGCCGACCUCAAAGCUGAUUCUGCAAGAUGGGAGGCUGAGACGUCUCGUAGAGCUGAGAGGGGCUAUCCGAGAGGUAACUACGUCAACCAUGAUGUCAAUAUGCAACAAGGACCUAACAGGGCUCCAGCCAACUACAAUACCUCGUCAAUUCACGAGUCUCGACAACAGGCCACAUAUGCUCCUCCCACUUCUCAGCCAUACAUGGAUCCAUAUUCUUCCUCGCAAACCCCGUAUCCCCCCCAGCAAAAUUCAUCUGGAUACUCGUCAACAUUUAACCAGCCUUCUGGUUACCCUUCGGAUCCGAUAUCUUAUGGCUCUGUUCCAAAUACCUAUGCACAGGGACAAUCGUCCGCUCCAGUUGUUACAUCCGCAGAAAUGCAAUCUUCUUAUACCUACUCUCAAGGUAAUGCCUACCCUUAUGGGGAUAGCAGAUCAGCUCCUCGCUACACUGGUCAGGGCUACGAUAACGAUAGCCCCGACUUCCCACCAGGAGUUUCUAGUGGCAUGGGGUAUCCUCCCAGCACUGCCCCGGACCCUCGAAUGGACCCCAGAUACUCUCCUGAAAGUGCCUACCCGGAUCCAAGAGGCCCAGCUGGCAGAGCGCACCCACCAAGAGAUAGAGACCCUCAGCGCCGGCCUCGCUAA